Staurois parvus is the source of this 258-nucleotide messenger RNA. NCBI's taxonomy places the organism in Eukaryota, Metazoa, Chordata, Amphibia, Anura, Ranidae. The record is from the annotation of a GenBank genome assembly.
AAUAGUCCCAUCAACUGGUGUCAAAGUUGGGAAGGAAACGCAGAAGUGCCUCAUCAUUGGGUGUCAGUUGGGAGGAAUAGUGUCCCAUCAUUGGUGUUAAAAAGGAAAGCCACCCCAUCAUUGGUGUCAGUGGGAGGAAUAGUGCCCAUCAUUGGUGUCAGUGGAAGGAAUAGUGCCCACAACAUUGGUGUCAGUGGGAGGAAUAGUGCCCCAUCAUUGGUGUCAAGGGGAGGAAUAGUGCCCCAUCAUUGGUUCUGU